AUGUCUGAGCAUUUGAGAGUCAUCUUCGGCGCCGUACCCAUAGGGAACGACCCGCCGUUCAUCGACGAAGACAAUAUCCAGUUGGCGUUUUCGUUGCUCGAGAAACAUCACGUCGACACUAUCGACACGGCGCAGUUAUACGGCAGAUCUGAGCAGCGGCUGGGCGAGAUCAAGGCGGGCGAGAGGUUCCUAAUCGACACGAAAUGGUUGGGCGGGUGGGAGCCAGGGUCGGGCAGCAAAGAGAACAUCGUCCGGGCUGCGCGCGAGAGCCUCGAGAGGCUGGGAGUAAAGCAGGUCAACAUCUUCUACCUCCAUUCUCCAGACGCUCAGACCCCGAUCGAAGAGACCCUCGAGGGUGUCAACCAAGUCUACCAAGCUGGCCUGUUCAAGCGCUUUGGCCUGUCCAACUUUACCGCCGCGGACGUUGAAAAGGCCUAUGGCAUCUGUAAGUCGAGAGGAUGGGUCCUCCCUACGGUAUACCAGGGAAACUAUAGCCCCGUGGCCCGGCUCCAGGAGACGCUGCUAUUCCCGGCCCUCCGCCGGCUCGGGAUCUCCUUCUACGCCUACAGCCCGCUCGCCGGGGGGCUCUUGACCAAGACGGCGCAACAGGUCAUCGACGGCGUGGGUCGCUUUGCCGACGACCACCCCGGCGGCAACCAUUUCCGGAGGAUGUUCCACAAACCGUCCUAUCUGGAGGCGCUGACCAAGUGGGAGGCCAUCGCGGCCGAGCAGGGCUGCACCCGCGCCGAACUGGCGUAUCGCUGGGUCGCGGCCAACUCGGCGCUCGACCCAGAAAAGGGCGACGCAAUCGUCAUCGGUGCCAGCAGCGUGGAGCAGCUCCGACAGACGUUGGAAAGCAUAGAACGCGGCAAAUUGAGCGAGAAGGCCAGCCAGGGGAUCGACGAGAUCUGGGAAGGGAUCAAGCAUGAGGCCGCUCUGGAUGUGUUUAACCAAUGA
Cladophialophora immunda is the source of this 957-nucleotide messenger RNA. RefSeq lists its product as uncharacterized. Bases 1 to 957 code for a protein of 318 amino acids. The transcript is spliced from 2 exons. NCBI's taxonomy places the organism in Eukaryota, Fungi, Ascomycota, Eurotiomycetes, Chaetothyriales, Herpotrichiellaceae. The record is from RefSeq and is a predicted model, not a curated record.